Fonsecaea pedrosoi CBS 271.37 is the source of this 417-nucleotide messenger RNA. RefSeq names its product ribosomal protein S18. The coding region runs from base 1 to 417 and encodes 138 amino acids. NCBI's taxonomy places the organism in Eukaryota, Fungi, Ascomycota, Eurotiomycetes, Chaetothyriales, Herpotrichiellaceae. Gene Ontology annotation, cellular component: mitochondrial small ribosomal subunit; ribosome. Gene Ontology annotation, biological process: mitochondrial translation. The transcript has 2 exons. The record is from RefSeq and is a predicted model, not a curated record. Gene Ontology annotation, molecular function: structural constituent of ribosome; small ribosomal subunit rRNA binding.
AUGACGGUCAGAGAAGCAGAACGAAGAGCAGCAGUGGCACAAGAAAAUCAAGCCAUCGCACGACAGCUUACGCGACCCUGGAAAGCUGGCGAUGUGUAUGCACCUCACGACCUGAGUGCAGCAGAAGCUCGCAAGUGGAGGGUCAAACACCGACCCACGACCGACGCUUUUGACGCACUAUCUGUCAACCCUCUUACCUUGUAUAAAAACUUCUCCGUGAUGUCAGAGUAUGUGACCGAGAUGGGCCGGAUCCGACAUUCGAACUCAACCGGACUGCGACCAGUCAACCAACGAAAAAUUGCGAAAGCCAUUCGGAGGGCGAUAGCAUUGGGUCUCAUGCCGAGUAUCCACAAACAUCCUGAAAUCAUCAAGGAAGAGAUGCAGGGCAGAAUGCUCAACACUGGGCGAGUGAGGUGA